AUGAACACUCAACAAAAUCGCCAACAAGGUUCUCUACCUGAAAAAUCUGAGCAAAACCCAAAGGAAACCAUGAAAGCUAUCACUCUCAGGAGUGGUAAGGAGUUACCUCAGAGAACUCUCACCAAGGAUGCUGAGAAACAAAGUGAGGGGGUUGCCAUCAACAUAGAUGAUGAAGUGGUGACUGUUGAUGAGAAGAUCAAUGACGAGAUCUUGGAGAAGAUAGUGGAAGCCAAAGGAAAAGGAAAGGUUGGAGAAGAGAAGAAAACAGUUAAGGAUGGUGAAGUUGUCACUCCUGCCAGUGAAAGUUCUUUUGUUCCUCCUGCCUAUGAACCCAAGCUCCCAUUCCCAGGUCGAUUCAAGAGGCAGCUGCUAGAGAAGUACCAAGCUCUAUUUGAAAAGCAAAUGAGUGUAGUCCAGGUCACAAUGCCCAUUAUUGAUGCUUUCAUGCUCAUUCCUCAAUACAUCAAGUUCCUGAAAGAUGCUGUAGCUGCAAAGAAGAAAGAGAUGGAGGGCAUGGUGAUUCUUACUCAUGAGUGCAGUGCUAUCAUUCAGAGGCUUGUCAUUCCAAAGAAGCUAGAAGAUCCAGGAUGCUUCACAUUACCUUGUGCUCUUUGA
Messenger RNA from Brassica oleracea var. oleracea, 615 nucleotides. RefSeq lists its product as uncharacterized. Bases 1 to 615 code for a protein of 204 amino acids. NCBI's taxonomy places the organism in Eukaryota, Viridiplantae, Streptophyta, Magnoliopsida, Brassicales, Brassicaceae. The transcript has a single exon. The record is from RefSeq and is a predicted model, not a curated record.